This is a messenger RNA of Monopterus albus (swamp eel), 2899 nucleotides long. It is a transcript of the gene tc2n, whose product is annotated as tandem C2 domains, nuclear. The record is from RefSeq and is a predicted model, not a curated record. The transcript has 12 exons. Gene Ontology annotation, cellular component: nucleus. NCBI's taxonomy places the organism in Eukaryota, Metazoa, Chordata, Actinopteri, Synbranchiformes, Synbranchidae. Bases 133 to 1554 code for a protein of 473 amino acids.
GAGGGACCCGUGGCUGAAGCGCACCGUAAACCUGAGCUCUGUGGCGUUACCUUCCAGUCGUCCUGUCAGCGUGAACCGCACCGCCGAGUGUAGAGAGACCGCUUUCAGUGAACACAUCACACGUUUGCAGCUAUGGAGUGCCUCAAAAACUGCUGCAAAAACUUCAUGAAGAAAAAGUGCAAGGAGCAGGAGACCCAAGUGAUCACACUGAAGAUGCCUCCUAACAAGGCAACGGCAUCAAGAUGGGAGUCAGAUGAAAAUAGAAGGGGGGUCACAGAAGACUACCUCCUGUCCAAGCUUCCCCCGGAUGGCAGAGAGGUGCCGUUUGUCCUGCCGACUUUCAAGGCCUCCUAUAUCCAACCGAGAGGCUCCCGCUUCCCCAAUUUACAGUCUGGGCUGCAAAGUUCAGCCCGGUGCACGUAUGCCGAGAGGAAGGCAGAGCUGUUGGGCUCCCGUCCCUGCGCCGACGCCCCAAAGUCCAGCUGCUAUCAGGGUCAGAUGGCUGAGUACAACUCACCUGGCUCAACUCGCCACAGCACACUGAAGAACAGAAACUCCAGUACACAAAGCCCAGGGUGGAUCCUGAAGCAUGGGGCCCAGCAGCGACUGAGCAGCUCCAUGUUUGAUCUGUCCAGUCCUCAGAGUCCUGUGCAGCGCUUUGACUCUGAUUCCAGCAUCCUCAGCAGCACAUCCUCAGUGAUGGACUCCAUUGAAAGCAGCCUGGAAUCCGUCACCCUGUCUGUGGAGGAGCUGGGGAAGGUGUGUGUCCGCCUGAGCUACCAGGAGGCUCUGGAGCAGGUGUGGAUCACCCUGGUUCAGUGUUCAGACCUCAACCUUCUUCCUGACGGAGCAGAGCAGCAAAAGAUUGGAUUUAAAGGGAUCAUCACCAUCCCCAAACCCAUACAGUUCAAGAGCUCGAUCAAGGAGUACAAUCAGGAUGUGUCUUUCAUGGAGACCUUUGUGUUUGCACUGCAGCUGCUGCACCUGCGCUGUAGCGCCUUGGUGCUGCGGCUGCAGACCCACAACCCCAGGAAACGCACAGUGGCAGAGUGCGUCCUCUCACUGCGACAGCUUGGUCCUCAGGAGACAGAGCACUGGCUCGACCUGAACCUUCCGUCCAAGUCCUCAGUGUGCCGUUCUGAGCUGUAUGUCACCACCUGCUUUCAGCCGGUCAAUGGACGCAUCCAGCUCCAGGUCCUCGCUGCCCAAAACCUCCCAGCAUCCUCCUCUCCACUCACCCAAGCUUUUUUUGUCAAGGCGGAGCUGCACCAGUUGGAUCAGGCGGUGAUGAAGAAGAAGACUCGAGUUAUGAAAGCCUCGGGGGGUCAGUGUCAAUGGGCAGAGACUUUUCACUUCCCCCUGGCUGCUUUAGACCACACCUGUUCGCUGUCAGUCAAACUCUACAGCCGCAGCUCAGUCAGGAGGAAACGGUGUCUUGGACAGGUUCUGCUGGGAUUUGAUAGCUGCGUCCCAGAGGCUGUGGAGCAGUGGAAGGACACAAUGGCUCAUCCAGAGAAGGUGGUGGCAGCGUGGCAUAGACUGAGCCCUUCAUAAACCACAUUCCUCACGUCCUCUUUACGCACUACAGACGUAAUGCUGUCAUGCUGCAGGUCCACCUGUGUCUGCUUGCUUUUCCAGUCGGCCGGCCACUGUCCUGUACACACAGUCGACUGAUGUACUGGACUGUAAACUACUGAACGUGCUCUGAAUGUUCUGGGAGAGCAGCUUUCCACAGAGAUGCAUCACGUGCUCAGCAAUGAGGUGUAUAGGGUUUUCAAACAGAGUGUAGGUGAUGGAAAAGAUUUCCUUGUGGUAUUUUUGUAGCAAAACAAGGAUUUUUCUUUAAAAACAAUAAAACCUGUGGCUUAGUCAGCAAUAAUUCAGUCACAUAUCAUUUUAGCUUUAUACAGUCACAUGCCAACACAGCUUUUCGUGAAAACCUCGUCACUCUGUAUCAGCUGGUUACGAAGUUUACAGUCAGAGAACGUGACCAAACUUACUUUAUUGGAAGCUUCAUGUUAUCACUCUGUAAAUAAGACCCAUAAUAAAGGAUAAGGCUGUUGAUAUUCAGUAAUAUUCUGAAUGUUAGCAAACCCAUAUAAAGACCAAAGCAACGCUACACUAUUUUAUUUUUUAGUACUUUCAGACUGAUAAAUUUUAAGUGUAUUUACUUAGAUAAAAAAAAAAAGAGUAACUUCAUGAAACAGCUGGACAUUGUAGUUUUUAGCAAACAUUACUUGAACAGGAGUAAAUAGUGUAACUGUGGGGACUACUUUUAGACGUGGAUGAAUACACAUUUGUUCAGCUAGUAAGUGUUUCCAGCAGCAGGAUGGUGCUGUGUGGUGUGUUCUGCGUUUGGACGCAGACUUGUUAGUGGCAUCAGUUCUCUGUCGAUUUUGGUCUGUUUUGUUGACAAUAAGAAACAUGUAGAAAAUCACCAAACUUUCUCUUUAAUUCCCCAGAAGGUUAGCUAAAAGGUUUAAUUUAAUUUUACACAGGAUGCAAUGUAUGUUAUUUACAACACCGCAGUAUAUGUACCUCUACUGUAGCUGUACAGUUAUGAUGAAUGCUCUUAUUUAUGUAUUUAAUGUUUAAAUGUUGAACAUUUAGUGAUUUAAACAAGGUGUUGUUUGAAAAUGUGAAGUUAAUUUGCGUGUUAUAAUAUAUGACUCUAAUCUGAAAAUGCCAUUUGGUCUUUAAUAGAACCCGGAAUAACAAAGGGAUUUAAGUGAAAUGGGACUCUGUCUUGUUUCUAACACAUGAAACGAAAGUAGACCAAGGACUUAAGAUUGUACAUAUUGCACACUUUCCGUAGCCCUUGCAAGUUAAGUCAACAACCACAAAUCACUGGCUCAUAUGUCACUUUUAUUGAAGAGUCCACUGGGUGAGAAGGUUCAAA